Molecule: messenger RNA, 3748 nt
Organism: Gracilinanus agilis (Agile Gracile Mouse Opossum)
Lineage: Eukaryota; Metazoa; Chordata; Mammalia; Didelphimorphia; Didelphidae
Gene: PWWP3A
Product: PWWP domain containing 3A, DNA repair factor
Exons: 14
Coding region: 102-2318 (738 amino acids)
Source: RefSeq, a predicted model, not a curated record
GAAGGGGAAGGAUAAAGAAGGAGGGGGGAGGCAGGAAAGAAAGAGGGUUUAUCCUCAGACCUUGAAGUAGUUCAACCCUACUCUCCACAUGCAUUUUCAUCAUGAUGGAUACUGAGUAUGUCCUCUGCAGAUGGGAAAAGCGUUUAUGGCCAGCAAAGGUUUUGCCCCAAACUGGAAUCUCCAGAAGACAGCAUAUUCAGAAAAGGAAAGCAGCCUUUUUAGAUGUUGAAAUACUGAGUCUAGAUAAAAAAAUUAAAGUGAAGAAGACAGAAAUCAAGAUUCUAGAGAAGUCUCAGAUAGAAGAGAUCGCAUCAGAAUUUAUUACCCAAGUUGCAAUAAAUACUCCCGUUACGGAAGAACUAAUUUACAGACGAUCACUUAAAGCUGCGAUGGAUAUUUUGGAUCAGAAAGCAGAUGCCAGUCAAAUAAAUUCUUUGGGCAAAAGACUAACUACUCCCCAACUUCACAAAGUAAAACAGAAGAGACCUGAACAUGCUGUCUCUGAAUCUGACUCGUCACCUUUUGUCUGUGAAGAAGUAAUAGGAGGCUCUGGGCCCUUUAAGAAAGAAAAUGUACCACAGAGACUGUCCAGUUCUCCCACUGAAGAAAAUAAAUGCAAAAAGGGUCUAAAAAGGUCUAAUAGAAUUCAUGGCAACAAAACAGAGCCUUUGGCAUCUCCAAUUAGAAAUAUUUUCGACACUCAAAAGCCACAGCCUAAAAAUUGUGAGAUUUUGAAGUCACAAUCCAAAACUUGGAAUAACCGGAAACAAAAGAAAGAUGAUUCAUCACAAAACUCACAAUUCAACCUUACGAAGAAACUCAAAGUAAAGGAGACUGGGGAAAAAGGCAGGAAGAAGCCAAGGACCUCAAAUAGUAAUUCAUCACUUUGUGAAGCCAAAAAAGAUGGUGAUAGAAGUCCUGAAAUUGGAGAAAUCAGUCCGGUUUUGUCAACUAGUAAUUCAGUCCUAUUGAUAGCUUUGGAAGAAAAAGCAAGGAAUCCUGUCCAAAAAGCAUUGGACUUUUCUACUAAUUGUUCUUUUGUGGAAUCGGAGUGUGGAAAUGAACAUGAGAAAAUGCCUUCACAGAAGUACUGCAAAGUUUUAGAUGGCAUUAAACAAUCAGCAGUUUUUGAAUGCCGUUGUGUGGAGCCAGAAGGGACAGGUCUGUGCAACAGUGGAUCUCACACUCCCCUGGGUGUCUCUAAUUGCAGCUUGGAUUACCCAGGCUAUGUUGCACCUAAAACAAGAAUCCUUAAGCUUCCAGAUUUUAAGGAAGACGAAGAAGAACUUCAGUCCUCUGAAGAGUCAUUGGAGUUUAGUACUAUUAACAACACUGUGGUUGAUGAAGAGGACGAAGAUGAAGAACUUCCGAGUAUACUUUUAUACCAUGAACCAUGUUCCAUAGAAGCUGGAAUGUUAGUCUGGUGUAAAUAUCAAAAAUAUCCCUAUUGGCCAGCAGUGGUAAAAAGUGUAAUGCGGAAGGAUAAGAAAGCAAGUGUAUUAUACAUUGAAGAAAAUAUGAAUCCAAAAAAGAGAGGGUUUACAGUGGGUCUUAGAAGAUUAAAGCACUUUGAUUGUGAAGAAAAGCAGGAGCUAAUGGAUAAAGCCAAGGAGGAUUACAGUCAGGCUGUUGACUGGUGUAUCACACUGAUUUCUGACUACAGAGUUCGAAUUGGUUGUGGUUCUUUUACAGGAUCUUUCCUGGAAUAUUACUCAGCUGAUAUUAGUUGUCCUGUGAGGAAAGUAAUCCAACAAGAGCCCAACAAAACAAUGUUUCCCAUCCCAAGCAAGGAAGACUCAGAAGAUGGUCUAUCUGAAACCCCCACAAACAAGAAGCAGCCCUUCAAGAAAGUCCUACCAGACCGAAAGAGGGCUGCCAGAGACAAAGCCAAUGAGAAGUUAGUGGAAUACAUCGUGAAUGAAAAAGGGGCAGAGAACCAUCUUUUGGCUAUUUUAAAAAGCAGAAAAGAAUCCAAGUGGCUAAAAGAAUUUUUGAAUUCAAGUCAGUACGUGACGUGUGUUGAAACAUACCUUGAGGAUGAUGAGCAGUUGGACCUUGUGGUGAAAUAUUUACAAGGAGUCUAUCAAGAAAUAGACAGCAAAAUGCUGACGCUAAUAAAUGGCGAUGGAAUAAAAUUUAUUCUGGAUGUUCUUUUGCCUGAAGCAAUCAUUUAUGCAAUAUCUGUGAUUGACCAAAUAGACUACCAGAAAGCUGAAGAAAAAUACAUAAGAGGACCAUCUCUGAGUGAAAGGGAAAGAGAAAUGUUUAAUAAAGAACUUUUAGAGAAAAAAAAAGGAACUUUUACUGAUGAAGACUGAACCAUCUUCUCCAGAAAUGUGUCCAGAUGUGUCAAAACCAUAACAGGAAACCUUUGUAUUCUAAGUCAACUUAUAGGUAUAGUUAGUAAGAGUAAAAUUCUGUAUAAAAUUCUUACAUUUUGAAAAUAUUUUGUGGCAAUGGGAGCUUUUGAAGUGCUUUUGGUUCUCAUUUUGGAUAUAUCUGUUUUUGGUUUGGGGGUUAAUAUCCCUUGGAUGUGUUCUGUGGCACUGCAUGAAUUUUCAGAGAUUCUUUCCUUGGAAAGGCCAUUUACAAAAGUAGUCAGUAAGAUAUGUUUCUAUUUUUAUAACAUACUGCAGGCCAGUUUCCUACCCCCAUCCCUUUUUUAAAUUUAUGAUUGCUGGGUAAUUAAUGUCUGAAGAGAUCAACAUAUUUGGUAGCAUUUUUGAUUACUAUUGUGUCAUUCUCUUUAGUAUAUAUUACACAUUGAUUUUUUUUUUAUAUUGAAAAACAACACUGGUAUCAGUUUUUUGAGUGUUUUGGGUUGCUUUUUUUCCCCCUUUUAAUCCAAGCUUUGGAUAUGUAACUCCAGAAACAUCUGUCUUUUUAAAAUAUUGCCUCAUUGAUAUUCAAUAUGUUGGGCUUCCUCUUAAUUAUUCUCCCUGCUGCUACUUUCUUUAUAUUCAUUUUGGGAAGAAAUUACCUCCAAGAGGUGAAACCUGAGUCAGAGAUGUUUUCUUAUUACUAACAGAAAACCACAAUUGUGUGUGCUAGAAAGUAUAAGUUGCAAUAUUAUCGUAACUAUUUUAAAUGGAGCUUUUCCAAGUAAUCCAUAGUGAGAAUGGAUCUAUGAAUGCUUACAAAUCAUGCAUUUUUUCAAGAAUGUGUGACUGAAUGAAAUUACAUUGUAUUGUCAUCCAUUUUGAUAGCCCCAGGCCAGAUUCUCUCACUACUUAUCUCACCUUCCCAUGUGCAUCUCCAUUUUUUGGCUGUGACUGAAUCUUAACCUGGCAAGCCUUGGUCUCAGGCAUUGUGACAACUAGAUUUCAUUGUAUCAGCAGACUGGUUCAUUUGACCGGAUCAUCUUAGUUUGAUCCCCACAGGCUUUUUAGGUAAUACAUUAUAGGAAAAUCAAACACUCCUCUUUAGGGCUUAUCUAGAUCAUUUGUUUGGGGGAUAAGUUAGUAUUAGAAACAAUUGCAUUCUUCGUUCUGCAUUCUCACCAAGAAUAGGCACCAAGAUCUAGACCCUGGAAAGAAGCAGCAGGAUCUUCAGCUUCUAAUAGGUUUUGGCCAUUCACAUUUAGGAAGGACCAUCUUGUUGGUAACAAAAGACUCAAACCAAUGAGUUAUUCAUGAGCCUGGAUAGAGAGGAAAGUUGAUUUCUAUGAACUUGAAAUAUUAGAGAAGUUAAAUUUAUUUUUCAGAUUCUUGACAUGAAUAUGAAUGCUAAAAUGUGAUAUAAACCCAAA